This is a messenger RNA of Athalia rosae (coleseed sawfly), 1055 nucleotides long. It is a transcript of the gene GMF, whose product is annotated as glia maturation factor gamma. Gene Ontology annotation, molecular function: actin binding; Arp2/3 complex binding. The transcript is spliced from 4 exons. Gene Ontology annotation, cellular component: actin cortical patch. Gene Ontology annotation, biological process: actin filament debranching; negative regulation of Arp2/3 complex-mediated actin nucleation. Lineage: Eukaryota; Metazoa; Arthropoda; Insecta; Hymenoptera; Athaliidae. The record is from RefSeq and is a predicted model, not a curated record. Bases 250 to 807 code for a protein of 185 amino acids.
CGUAGGGUCACGUGAAAAACGGUAAGCGUUGGUGAGUUCCGAUAUCGUUAUUCCGAUUCAUAGGCCACUUCGGAUCGUGAUCGCGACGGGGUGAAGCGGUAAACCGACACUCGAUCUGCCGAAAAUAGAAAAUAUAUCUAUUUCACUGGGGACAACCUGUUCUACAUCCUUGUAUGAGCUGUCACUUGGCAAUGGUGAUGGGCCUGUGCGGUCAACACACCCAUGUGAAAUUACAAUUGAAUUAUACGUAUGGACAGUAAUCACUUCAGUGGUCCGGAAUCACACCACACGUUGUGUGAGCAUUAUCAUACCCAACCUCUUAUAUACACUUCUACCAACGUCAAAGUCUGUGACAUCGAGGAUGACGUUAAAGAUGAACUUAAAAAAUUUAGAUUCAGAAGGAACAAGAGUAAUGCAGCACUGAUUCUAAAAGUAGAUCGGGAAAAGCAGAAGAUUUGCAUUGAUGAAUUAUUGGAGGUAAGUUCUCUGUCUUGGGAAAAACUGACUAGUUGCACAUCUAGGAUUAUUUUCCAGGACAUCAAAAUCGAUGAGCUUCAAGAAUCACUGCCUGGUCAUCAGCCCAGAUAUAUAGUAUACAGUUACAAAAUGGAGCACGCUGAUGGAAGAUUAUCUUACCCAAUGUGUUUUAUUUACUACACUCCUCGGGACAGCCAAAUUGAAUUGCAAAUCAUGUAUGCGGGCACCAAGUUAGCACUUCAAAAAGAAGCUGACUUGACAAGAGUGUAUGAGGUACGUGAGUUGGACGAACUCACCGAAGAGUGGCUUAAAGAAAAACUGAACAAAUAAUUGAAUAAAGUACAGAUAAUAUGACAAACCUCAACUUUCUACUUAAGAUCUAGAUAUUUCUUGAGAGUUUGUCUUAACACCGAAUAUAUGGGAACUCUGAAGAUCUAAGAGUUGAAAGCAGUUUACUGUUGGAAUAAGUUCUCAACCAAAAUUCAGAAUUUUACAUAUAGGAUGUAAUAUUUUUGCCAAAGUAGUUUGCUUUUUUACUGUCAUUCCAAAUUGAAUUAAAAUAUUCCGUCAAGCCAAAA